CUAUUCUUUAAUAUUUGGAGCCAAACUUCCCUCUUUUGAAACCCCUCUCUGUGGCGCCGCUCUUCGUCGUUCUCACUCUCUCCGAUUCGGCUUCAAAGCUUGACAGGAAACUUAUAAAACCUUAUAGUUUUAUGCUGUGAACUCAUCUGGUAUCGGAGAUGAUAAAUUCUCAAAUCAGUAGUAAUGGGAUGACCAGCAGUGGAACUGGUACACCUAUUUUUGAUAAGCAGUUAACUGGUGUUGCAAAAAAGGCAGCUUUGAGAGAUGUGCAGAAUCAAAAUGGCAGCUUGAUAAAUAACCAUCGAGAUAGUUCACUAUUCUUGGGGACAAAACUUGCUGCAGAUGCAACUAGGGUCUGUGGGAAUAAGAGGCUUACACCUGAGCGCCCUUCGAGUUCUGCUUGUCACCUUUCAUUGAUCAGUAAUGGUACAAAUGAGCAUAUACUCAAUGCUCGAAGACGGUUUGAAUUAGAACUGGGUGGAGGAAGAAUUCACAAUGACAUAGACAAAUAUGUAGAGGCACUUCAGGCGAAGCGUUUGUGUCAGCCACAGAAGGAUGUUCCCCAAAAGCCAAAUCAACUGAAGGAGAAUAAUAACAAAAAUGCUCCUAUGACUAUGCCAGAUCACUUUACUUGUUCACAGGGCAGAACAUCAGCAACUCAUUCUGUUGGCAAGUGUAAUAAGGUCACACAGCCUGCUCAAGCUGAUUCUGCUAAGUUUACUUCAGAUAAACCCCGUUCAAUUGAUUCUAAGGUGACUGAUGAUCAGCAGCGAACAGAACGGUUUGCUAAUCUGCAAAAAAUCUUGAACCAAAGUGAUGAGUCUUUCUAUAGUGAUUAUAUUAAGAUGCUUCUACGCCUAUCACCAAUUGAGCUUAGCAGACAUGCUGUUGACCUGGAGAAAAGGGCUAUCCAGUUGGCAAUAGAUGAAGGAAAGGAAGUGAACCGGGGAAAGGCCCUCAAUAUUCUGGGGAAAUCUGCUCCAACUUUCACCCCAUUGCAAACAACUCAAUUACUUCAACCCAAAAAUGAACAGUAGCUAAAUCAUUGGCAAUUAUUAUGUUCUGUUGGUAAAGGCUCCAUUUGCCUUGCACUUUGUUGGGGACAAAACCUUGCAGCACUGCUUUUGACUAAAGUGAAGGGAUCAGGACAGUGACAUGGAGUGAGAUUUUGCUUUCUGCUGUACAAGAAAGUAGUCUAGUAAAUCUCUGGCCUUCUCAAAUGAACAGAUCUGCUUCUUUGGCUCUUUUCCCCAAAUUUUCAACCUAUUCGACUUUGUUUCAUUAAGGUGUCCAGACUUGGAAACUGUAAGCUUAUGUGCUCAUGAUCAGUGCAAGCCUUUACUCCAUUCAUGGAGCACUAGACUGGGAUUAGGUUUCUUAUUUUGUGAUGUUUAAACCUCUCUGGAAUUUUGGUUAUUGCCCUGUACUUUUGUGAUUAAUACGAUAAACUCCUCAAUCUUAGGCGGCUCCCAUGUGAUAUGGUGGUA
Ipomoea triloba (trilobed morning glory) is the source of this 1487-nucleotide messenger RNA. RefSeq lists its product as uncharacterized. The transcript is spliced from 4 exons. The record is from RefSeq and is a predicted model, not a curated record. Gene Ontology annotation, cellular component: DRM complex. NCBI's taxonomy places the organism in Eukaryota, Viridiplantae, Streptophyta, Magnoliopsida, Solanales, Convolvulaceae. The coding region runs from base 159 to 1037 and encodes 292 amino acids. Gene Ontology annotation, biological process: regulation of DNA-templated transcription.